Messenger RNA from Cydia splendana, 562 nucleotides. Its product is annotated as transcription elongation regulator 1-like. The record is from RefSeq and is a predicted model, not a curated record. Bases 120 to 425 code for a protein of 101 amino acids. The transcript has 4 exons. NCBI's taxonomy places the organism in Eukaryota, Metazoa, Arthropoda, Insecta, Lepidoptera, Tortricidae.
GCGACAAGCUGCGCGCGCUGCUCACGGAGCUGGGCGUGGCGCCCACCGCGCACUGGCGCGACGUGCGCGCGCGCCUGCGCGCCGAGCCCACCGCGCCCGUCUACACCAGCGCGGACAAGAUGGAGCGCGAAUUCCGCGACUUCCAGCGCGACCGACAGAGCGCAGCCAAGACUGCCUUGCGCCAGUUAUUGCAAGAGACCAGAUCCAUCACACACAAGACUCUCGCUAGCAUGAAGGAUGCUGUCGGCGGCGAGCAGCUGCAGCCAGUACACGACAUGCUCAAACACGACGCCAGAUACCUAGCGCUGGAGCACAUGGCGGAGGAGCGCGCGAGCAUCGUGCAGCAGUACGUGGCGGAGCUGGCGCACAAGGGCCCGCCGCCGCCGCCCACCGCCACCGAGCCCUCGCGCCGCUCCAAGCAGUGACAGUUGCAGGAGGCGGGCGGGGACGCCGCGCCGUGGCCGCGCGUCCUAGUGACUCGCCUUCCCAGCGUGACGUUAUUCCAACACUGCACUAUGGACGUAUCAAAUAAUAUACUAUAAAUAAAUACAAUAUUACAAUU